AUGACCGACCCAACCUCCGAGUAUCUGGCUCAGUCGAAAACCCUCGACCUCAACGUCUGCUAUUCAAUCCCAAUUCCUCUUGAGAUUCUGUCGACAAGCUUGCGACUUUGGGCUGAGUUGCGUCCGGGGAGAAAUGGGUUGGCCUUCGAUGACCUUCUCAUGGUCUGGGCCACGGCUGUGAGCAUCGGACUAUGCAUCAGUGGGCUAGUUUACGGCCCUCCGUACGGAAUGGGGAGGCACAUCGGUGCGGUGGAUAAAGAGGACUUGAAGACGUUCAUGAUGGGCGACUACAUCUUCAGCCACUUCUAUGACUUCGCGAUCGCCAGCACCAAGCUCUCCGUCCUCGCUCUCUACUACCGCGUCUUCCCCAAGCCCGUAUUUCGCAGAGUUGUAAUCCUAACGGCCGUUUUCGUUUUCUUGUGGCUCGCGACAAUGGAAUUUGUCCUUGGUUUUCAAUGCCGACCGAUCCUUCGGUUUUGGGACCCUGACGUGGACGGGGAUUGCUUCAACCUAGUCGCAUUCAGCUACUUCACGAACAUCACCAACCUCGUGACAGAUCUGUGGAUCUUUGUCCUGCCGCUGCCCAUUAUCAUGCGAUUACAUGUCUCCAGGAAUAAGAAGAUCGGGCUUAGUUUGCUCUUCUCCGUGGGUCUGGCAACAUGCACCGUCAGUGCCGUCCGCCUCUCUGUUGUUGUCUCGCAAGGCUCAGACGAUUUCACCUGGGCCGGCGUCCCCCUCGGAAUUCUCUCCGUCUGGGAACCACUCGGUGGCAUCCUCUGCGCAAACCUCCCAAUCUCGUAUAAACCACUAUCGGCUGCGUUCCGAAAGGCGACGGGUCAGUCUUCGUCUGAGAGGAGCCAUCAAACACCGACCGGUUGGCGGAGCUGGUCAAGGCUGGAGAAUUUUCCAAUUGCGCGUCAGAAGAAAGCCCCGCAUUUUGGGGUCUCAACGGACAAUGAAACGAAUACAAGCUACAUAUAUACAGAUACUGGGCAUCCAUCGGAACUCGAGAUGGGUGGGAUUGUUGUCGAGAGGAGCUUUAGCCAGGUUGAGUCGUAUACGAACGCGGAUGUCGAUGUCGCUCCACCGUCCGCGCGCGAUAGAUGGUGA
This is a messenger RNA of Aspergillus mulundensis, 1110 nucleotides long. RefSeq lists its product as uncharacterized. The record is from RefSeq and is a predicted model, not a curated record. The transcript is spliced from 6 exons. Lineage: Eukaryota; Fungi; Ascomycota; Eurotiomycetes; Eurotiales; Aspergillaceae. Bases 1 to 1110 code for a protein of 369 amino acids.